AUGGGUUUGAGCCGAGCGGCGGAGAAUUGUGGGUCAGCAAUGACACAAAACACGGCGGAUGGCCGAGCUUUGGGCUGCUGUCCGGCAUCAAGCCGGGGAGCCGUGGCUGGCUCUGGAGCGGCCGAGCCGGUUCGAACAACGGAACGGAGAUUGAUUUAUUUUGAAAGAUCAAGGCCGCAAAAUCUAUUGCGCCAUAGAGAAAAAUUUUUCUUCCGUGCAGGGGAUUGCCUGGCUUGCGGUUGCAGGUGGUUCUGCGCCAGUACGUGGGCCAGCUCCUCUCGCAACCGGCUUCGGAGAGCUCCGACGGUAGAGUCCAGGAAUACGCAUACCACAUACUUCUCUCACGAGCGGAUGAUUUCGGUUUCUUUCCCUUCAUCAGCAAUGCAGGCACGGUUAAGAUGUGGGGAUAACCCUAUUUCAGGGUCCAGACUGUCCAUUUGA
Messenger RNA from Pochonia chlamydosporia 170, 441 nucleotides. RefSeq lists its product as hypothetical. The transcript has a single exon. The record is from RefSeq and is a predicted model, not a curated record. The coding region runs from base 1 to 441 and encodes 146 amino acids. Lineage: Eukaryota; Fungi; Ascomycota; Sordariomycetes; Hypocreales; Clavicipitaceae.